Molecule: messenger RNA, 1869 nt
Organism: Eupeodes corollae
Lineage: Eukaryota; Metazoa; Arthropoda; Insecta; Diptera; Syrphidae
Product: tenascin-like
Exons: 3
Coding region: 139-1626 (495 amino acids)
Source: RefSeq, a predicted model, not a curated record
CAAAUGUACGAGUAUUGUAAAUAAAUAUCUGCAAUAUGAAAAUCCCGGAAUUAAUAAAUCCCACAGUAUGAACGUGAUGGAAAUCAAAAGUCUCAUUCAGUCAGUUUUUAAAUUUUACUGCGACAACAAGGCUUCAAAAUGAACCAUAUAAAAUUUAUCCUAAUAUCAGUUGUUUGGCUAAAUAUUUUACCCUCUUUCUCCAGUGCCAAUUGGUGUAUUCAAGAGACUACCUCAAACAUGAGAGUUACAAAAGCCAAGACAAAAAUUAUAACCUCCCGUAAAUGGUUUGGCGGAAUUAAGAGGAAAACUGUUUCGUAUACUGUGACGGAACUAGUUCCAAGGAUAAGGCAAAGACGAGUCUGCUGUGAGGGAUAUACUUUGGACAGGCUUCAAAAUAUUUGUGAACCAAACUGUCCGAAUGGAUGCCCCCGGUUAUCGGAAUGUGUCAGGCCAAACUAUUGUGAAUGCCAAAAAGGAUAUCAAAUGAAAGGAUAUCGCUGUGAGCCAAUAUGUGAACCAAACUGUGACUUCUGCAUAAGUCCAAACACUUGCUUAUAUGAGCCAACGAAAUCGUUUGAUCAAACGGUAACUGAAGACAUCACAACUCAAGAUGACAUUGAACACUUGGUCCAGACCGCCAAUCCAACAACAUUUGGAAUAGUUGAAAUGCAGUCAACUACACCAUCUGAACCAGAAACGCUUGGGACAACCCCAGAGCCACUUUCCACAGAAAUUACUGAUCUGACAACUUCUACGUCUUGUCCAUUCCCAACAGAACGAACAUGGACGGAUAAGAUGAGACGCACUACUUUACAUUAUCGAGAAAGGAACGCAUUUUGCUUCUACGAGUACCAAUGUUUGACUGGCCUUGGUAAACUUCUACUUGUUAUCAAAAAUUGUCAAUGCAAUGAUGGCUACGUACAUGCGUGGUCAGACUGUCAUCGUGACUUAGGUUUUGAGGCUAGCGAAUGCGUUAAGGAGAGCCUUUGCACAUCAGCAACAACAGAACAAUAUCAAAUAAGUACAGAUCAAGAGCGAAUUGCAAGUGAAGCUCCUGAAACCACAAUCUUUACUUCGACAGAUAUUUUUUCAAACUCCUGUGAAGAGGAAUGCCUGAACGGCCUUUGUGUAAAUGGACUAUGUCAAUGUCCCAAAGGAUCAGUCUAUAGCGUAGGGUUAAAAAGUUGUAUUGACAGUUCAUCUUGUGAUACCAUAUGUCACAAUGGAACUUGCCAAGAAGAUGGUUUUUGUGAAUGUCAAAAAGGGUUCAUUUAUCAAUAUUCUCAAGGUUGUGUUCCUGACGAUGAUGAUGAUGAUAACUGUGAUAAGAAGUGCAUCAAUGGCUUUUGUGAAUCUUCAUCAGGCAAGUGUAAAUGUCGUGAUGGUUUUAGUCAUAGUCCUGAAAAUGUAUAUGAGUGUGUUGCAAGUGUUGGAACCGGAACUGGAAAACUUGAAAGACAUAACCACUCCGAAGAAGGUUUCCCAUGGAUUUGGGUUGUUUCGACAAUUUUCAUCAUAGCUAUUCUUGGAUUUUUUGUAAUUAAAAGAGCACGAAAACAUAAUUAUAAUGUGGAUAAAGUUGAAAAAAAUCGACAUAUAGUUCAUUUUGAUUCUAGAGAUGUGUGAAGUUUUGUAUGAGGAAGAUGCACGGAUCAGUCCUAAAAGAAAAAAAAUGAAAAAUUUAGUAUAAGUCAUAGUUAAGCAUUCUUGUGAUAAAAAAUUAUAUAUUUUUAAUAAAAACAAAAAUUUGGAAAAGUAUGAAAAUAUUGUUCGUGGUUUAAGUUGAAAAUAAUUAAGUUCGUGAUAUAUGUUCAUUAAAAUUGGGGUUUUGAUCUUUUAAGCUGACAGACAAAACCACAUAAAAUUUUA